UGGCCUUGGGCUUCGAGUCCCUCUUGUGCUCGGCAGCGGUAGCUUUUCAAGCCGCUCGGGGUUAGGUGGGGCAAGAGUUUGCCAGGCGUAUCUGCCCUGCGUUUGGCUGUUUGCAACCUGUUUCCAGAGACCAGCGAGUGGGAUUGUGGCUACUGGUCAUCCGAAGAAGGGGGACUUGCUUUUCUUUCCCUUUGGCGACCUCGGCUUGGAACUGGAUAAAGCCGUAUCGAAAGGAUGUAAAUAGGCAGAACAACUGUUACCGAGAAGGCAACCACCCAAAGGCGAGGGAGGAGCGUGGGGCUGCGUCCGGGCUUCUCCCAGCCGCAACGUUAGUCAACAGUCAGGUGUUGGUGGCAACUUUUCAAGGUCAGCCACCGCGAGCAGCGAUUCCCGCUCUGAACCUUGGGGAUACGCAGCGCUCGGGUUGGGUUUGGCUGAGAAAUGCACCGAACGCCAAACGAGGAAAGAUUGUAGAGUGAGCGGGUUGUGGCCCCCAGGAUCCAUCCCCCCACCUCACGGCGAUCUCCCGUCCCCAGCUGCUUGGGCGGGGGUGAGAGGGUGACAUGUGUCUAACUCUCAGCAGCAACUCGGGCAGCAGGUGUUGGUCCUAAGCAGGAGCCGCGGCUGCCGGGCGCGCCCUCGCCGAGCCAUGCGGGCCCCGGGCGCGCCUCUCGCCCGCACCUCGCGGCUGCUGGUUCUGCUGCUGCUCGAGGUUUCUGCCUCUCCUGCCCUCGGAUCCGCCCCUGCGCCCAGGAACGAAACUUGUCUGGGGGGGAACUGUUCACCUACGCUGAUCCGGCGUCGCGGCAGGGACGCUUGGGGACUGGGGAAUUCUGCAGGAGACCUCCCGCUAGCCCGCGCUCCCAGGGAGGAGCAGGAGGCAGAGCGGCGCGCGCCGCCCGCGUGGGACCUACCGGCGGCCGCGGGCGGGGGCCCAGGUGCCGGCAGGGGGGCGGAGGCGUCGGCAGAAGAGCCCUCGAGACCUCCAGCCAGGCCGCCUGGCGCCUGGAGGUGGAAAGGUGCCCGGGGUCAGGAGCCCCCGGGAACUUUGGGGAGAGAGAACCCCACGGCACUCCAACUCUUCCUUCAGACCUCGGAGGAUAAGGAGAAGGGUCCCAGAGGCGCUGGCAUUUCUGGGCGCAGCCAGGUGCAGAGUGUGAGGACGGAACCCGGAGCCGGCGACCUUUAUUACUGGCCUAGGAGGGCCGGGAAACCCCACGGUUCCCACCACAAACCCCCGCCCAAGAAGGUCAACGGAUUGUUGGGGUAUGAAGGGCGGACGAUUGCAUCACCCGGCAGGGCCCUGGCCCAGAAUGGGUCGUCGGGCGAAGGGGUGCCCGAACGCGGGGGGCCCCGCCGGGGGAACACCACCAACCGGCGCUUGCGUCUGAAAAACCCCUUCUACCCGCUGACCCAGGAGUCGUACGGAGCCUACGCCGUUAUGUGUCUGUCUGUGGUGAUCUUCGGGACCGGCAUCAUUGGCAACCUGGCGGUCAUGUGCAUUGUGUGUCACAACUACUACAUGCGGAGCAUCUCCAACUCCCUCUUGGCUAACCUGGCUUUCUGGGACUUUCUCAUCAUCUUCUUCUGCCUUCCGCUUGUCAUCUUUCACGAGCUGACGAAGAAGUGGUUACUGGAAGAUUUCUCCUGCAAGAUUGUUCCCUAUAUAGAGGUGGCUUCUCUGGGCGUCACUACCUUCACCUUAUGCGCUCUGUGUAUAGACCGCUUCCGCGCGGCCACCAACGUACAGAUGUAUUACGAAAUGAUCGAGAACUGUUCGUCGACAACGGCCAAACUCGCUGUUAUAUGGGUGGGCGCUCUGCUGUUGGCACUUCCAGAAGUUGUUCUCCGCCAGCUGAGCAAGGAGAACUUGGGGUUCAGUGGCCGCGCGCCCGAGGAGCGCUGCGUUAUAAAGGUGUCUCCCAAUUUACCGGACACCAUCUACGUGUUGGCCCUUACUUACGACAGCGCCAGACUCUGGUGGUAUUUUGGCUGUUACUUUUGUUUGCCCACACUUUUCACCAUCACCUGCUCUUUAGUGACUGCAAGGAAAAUCCGCAAAGCUGAGAAAGCCUGUACCCGAGGCAAUAAGCGGCAGAUCCAGCUGGAAAGCCAGAUGAACUGUACAGUAGUGGCUUUGACCAUUUUAUAUGGAUUUUGCAUUAUUCCCGAAAACAUCUGCAACAUCGUUACUGCGUACAUGGCUGCGGGGGUUUCCCAACAGACAAUGGACCUUCUUAAUAUCAUCAGCCAGUUCCUUCUGUUCUUCAAGUCCUGCGUCACGCCUGUCCUCCUCUUCUGCCUCUGCAAACCCUUCAGUCGGGCCUUCCUGGAAUGUUUCUGCUGUUGCUGUGAGGAGUGCUCGCACAAGUCCUCCGCGGCCACCAGUGAUGACAAUGACGAGUACACCACGGAACUGGAGCUCUCCCCGUUCAGCACCAUUCGCCGGGAGAUGUCCACCUUCGCUUCGGUCGGGACGCACUGCUGAAGCACAGCCUGUGGUUUGGCUGGAUGCGUGCAUUUGUCUGAUUUUCAUAUCCGUGAAAAGUUUCUACUUCCUAUUUUUCCGUACUGGGGGGCGGAGGGUGUUGGGGGGAAAUGCAAAAGAAGAGAGAGAUUAACUACUAUAGAGCUGAUUUUGCAAAUUAAUGUUUGUGCUUUGAAAAAAAGUUUAUAUUUAGUUAUUUAAGAAGUAUGAGAAGGCCAAUAGUUUAAGAUCAUGCUAUCUGAAUGGUGCUAAUAUUUUAUUUGGAAAAAGAUACUGCACCUUGACUUAAUUGCUAACUUUCUUUUAAAAAUAGAAUCACUGUAUGUGGAAUGUAGUCAUGUGUUUUGUAGGUUAUUUUAUGUUUGACUGUGAUUGAAAGUAUAUUGUAUAUGGUGGUGUGGGAUGACUUGUAGUUCAGAAGCAUUCGCAACGUAGCACCAAAUAAAUUACACUUUAUUCUUUAA
Messenger RNA from Manis javanica (Malayan pangolin), 2952 nucleotides. It is a transcript of the gene GPR37, whose product is annotated as G protein-coupled receptor 37. Gene Ontology annotation, biological process: adenylate cyclase-inhibiting G protein-coupled receptor signaling pathway; positive regulation of MAPK cascade. Lineage: Eukaryota; Metazoa; Chordata; Mammalia; Pholidota; Manidae. Gene Ontology annotation, molecular function: G protein-coupled peptide receptor activity; prosaposin receptor activity. Gene Ontology annotation, cellular component: signaling receptor complex; plasma membrane. The record is from RefSeq and is a predicted model, not a curated record.